Messenger RNA from Gracilinanus agilis (Agile Gracile Mouse Opossum), 1466 nucleotides. RefSeq names its product fibulin-7-like. The transcript is spliced from 7 exons. NCBI's taxonomy places the organism in Eukaryota, Metazoa, Chordata, Mammalia, Didelphimorphia, Didelphidae. The coding region runs from base 1 to 1110 and encodes 369 amino acids. Gene Ontology annotation, molecular function: calcium ion binding. The record is from RefSeq and is a predicted model, not a curated record.
AUGAUUUUUGGGUUGCUGUUCCUCAUGGCCCUGAGCCUUCUACAGGUCCCUCUCAGUGAUGGACAGGGCUGCUUGAGCAAGCGGUCAGUGCUCGCCACCAUCCGCCAGAUGCAGAAACUGCUGUCCACCCAGGAAGCUGCCCAACUGCAGGGCCUGCGCAGCCUCAGGAAGCAGCUGACCAUGCUCCAAGGGAAUGUCCACAAGCAGGCCACACGGAGGAAUGGUAUCGAUGACUGUGCCAGCCAUCCCUGCACCAACGGGGGCACCUGUGUGGAUGACGUACAGCGAUACAUCUGCCUCUGUCCAAGCGGCUGGAUUGGAAGCAACUGCCAGACUCCUGCCACCUCCUACUGGGUGUCUCUGAGCAACUCCUCCUUCAGCCGCCAGCCCCGCUGUGCCGAGAACGGGCAGGGCGCCCGUCAGUGCAGCUGUGACACGGGCUUCCAGAUGCGUGCCGGCGGCUUGUGUCAAGAUGUUGACGAGUGCCAGCUUUUCCAGCUGAACCAACAGAACAGAAUCUGCGUCCACAGCUGUAUCAACCUACCUGGGUCUUACCGCUGUGUCUGCCCCGCGGGCUACCUGCUCAACCCUGACCAAAACACGUGUGAAGAUGUAGACGAGUGUGCAGAUCAACAGCACAAUUGCAGCCGAGGCGAGCUGUGCAUCAACGUCUUUGGGGGCUUCCAGUGUGUGCGACCAGAAUGUCCUCGGCCCCGCCACAACACCAGUUACGUGAAGACGUCAGCCUUCCAGUGUGAGCGGAACCCGUGCCCAGUGGACAGCCAAGCCUGCCGCCAGGCGGCCAACUCCAUCUCCUUUCACUACCUGCCGCUGCCGUCCAACCGCACGGUGCCCCGCGUCCUCUUCAGGAUGUCCACCACGCGCUUCCUCGGAGACAGCCUGCGCUUCGCCAUCACGGGUGGCCGGGGCCUCGGGGCUUUUGCUGUGCAGCGCUCAGACCGGCACACGGGCGAGCUGGUGCUGACCAGCCCGGUGCCUGGCCCCGCCACCUUGGAGGUGCAGCUGGAGAUGAGCGAGCUCUCCAAGAAGGUUCUGCUGGGCAAGCACGUCUUCAGGAUCACCGCUUUCAUCUCCCCCUAUGAGUUCUAGCUCGCUGGUGGUGGGGGCCCUCCUCCUCGGGGUUCGCAGCGGCUUCACCUCAGGGUGCAAAGGGGAGGGUGUUCCGAGGCUGCUGUUUCUGUUUUUGCUUCCUCAGCCUUUGUUAUAGUCCGCAGGGCUGGGAUGCUAGGGAGGGUGGGGGAGAGGCCAGCCACCAUGCCUUGGGGACCUGGAAACCUGGGCUCUGGCUCUCACUCUGCCAUUUGUGACUUCUAGGAGCCUGAACGAGUCACCUCCCCUGCUCCGGGCCUCAGUUUCUCCAUCUAGCAGUAGAGUGCUAGACUAAAUUAGGUCUCUUUUGCCUCUGAGAAUAAUAAAAACUAAAAUCAUUCCGUAUCGGGCUCUUU